Camarhynchus parvulus is the source of this 4230-nucleotide messenger RNA. It is a transcript of the gene PIK3CA, whose product is annotated as phosphatidylinositol-4,5-bisphosphate 3-kinase catalytic subunit alpha. NCBI's taxonomy places the organism in Eukaryota, Metazoa, Chordata, Aves, Passeriformes, Thraupidae. Gene Ontology annotation, biological process: cell migration; phosphatidylinositol-3-phosphate biosynthetic process; phosphatidylinositol-mediated signaling. The record is from RefSeq and is a predicted model, not a curated record. Gene Ontology annotation, cellular component: phosphatidylinositol 3-kinase complex, class IB; cytoplasm; phosphatidylinositol 3-kinase complex, class IA. The coding region runs from base 119 to 3325 and encodes 1068 amino acids. The transcript is spliced from 21 exons. Gene Ontology annotation, molecular function: 1-phosphatidylinositol-4-phosphate 3-kinase activity; 1-phosphatidylinositol-3-kinase activity.
GGGCGCGGCCCGGGGCGCGGCGGGCGCGGCCGGCCCGGGGAGGCCGCGGCAGGCGGGUUUACACGUACGAAUCAGUGCUUGAAGAGCUUGAAGUACAAAGUUUCCCCAAGACUUAAAAAUGCCUCCACGGCCAUCAUCUGGUGAACUAUGGGGCAUCCACUUGAUGCCCCCCAGGAUCCUGGUGGAGUGUCUCCUCCCAAAUGGAAUGAUAGUGACUCUAGAAUGCCUCCGUGAGGCCACCUUACUGACUAUUAAACAUGAACUCUUUAAAGAAGCAAGGAAGUACCCUCUCUAUCAGCUCCUUCAAGAUGAAUCUUCUUACAUUUUUGUAAGUGUUACACAGGAAGCAGAGAGAGAAGAGUUUUUCGAUGAAACACGGAGACUUUGUGACCUGCGACUGUUUCAGCCUUUCCUGAAAGUUAUUGAACCAGUAGGUAACAGAGAAGAAAAGAUUCUUAAUAGAGAAAUAGGUUUUGCUAUUGGCAUGCCUGUCUGUGAGUUUGACAUGGUCAAGGAUCCAGAAGUACAAGACUUCAGGAGAAACAUUCUGAACGUGUGUAAAGAAGCCGUGGACCUGCGAGAUGCCAACGCCCCGCACAGCAGAGCGCUCUAUGUCUAUCCUCCCAAUGUAGAGUCCUCAGCUGAACUCCCCAAACACAUAUACAACAAACUAGACAAAGGGCAAAUUAUAGUGGUGAUUUGGGUAAUAGUCUCACCAAACAAUGAUAAGCAGAAAUACACCUUAAAAAUCAAUCAUGACUGUGUGCCUGAGCAAGUUAUUGCUGAAGCAAUUAGGAAGAAAACUCGAAGUAUGUUGCUGUCAUCUGAACAACUGAAACUUUGUGUCUUGGAGUACCAGGGCAAAUAUAUUUUAAAAGUCUGUGGCUGUGAUGAAUACUUGCUAGAAAAAUGUCCACUGAGCCAGUAUAAGUACAUAAGGAGCUGCAUCAUGCUUGGCCGCAUGCCCAACCUGAUGCUGAUGGCCAAGGAGAGCCUGUACACGCAGCUGCCCCUGGACACCUUCACCAUGCCCUCCUACUCCCGGCGCAUCUCCACCGCCACGCCCUACAUGAACGGAGAGGCCACCACCAAAUCCCUCUGGACCAUCAACAGCGCUCUCAGAAUAAGGAUCCUCUGUGCUACCUAUGUAAAUGUGAACAUCAGAGACAUAGACAAGAUUUAUGUUAGGACAGGUAUCUACCAUGGAGGGGAACCUUUGUGUGACAAUGUGAAUACUCAGAGGGUACCUUGUUCUAAUCCCAGGUGGAAUGAGUGGCUGCUGUAUGACAUGUACAUUCCUGAUCUGCCCCGUGCUGCUCGGCUCUGUCUGUCCAUCUGCUCUGUCAAAGGCCGCAAGGGUGCCAAGGAGGAGCACUGUCCAUUGGCUUGGGGAAAUAUAAACAUGUUCGAUUACACAGACACUCUGGUAUCUGGGAAAAUGGCUUUGAAUCUUUGGGCAGUACCUCAUGGGCUGGAGGAUUUGUUGAAUCCUAUUGGUGUUACUGGAUCAAAUCCAAAUAAGGAAACUCCAUGCUUAGAGCUGGAAUUUGAUUGGUUUAGCAACCCUGUAAAGUUCCCAGAUAUGACAGUGAUUGAAGAACACGCAAACUGGACAAUUUCACGGGAACUGGGAUUCAACUACAGCUAUGCAGGGCAGAGUAACAGAAUAGCUCGGGAUAGUGAAUUAACAGAGAGUGACAAGGAGCAACUGCGAGCCAUUUGUACCCGAGACCCCUUGUCUGAAAUCACUGAGCAAGAGAAGGACUUCCUCUGGAGACACAGACACUAUUGUGUGAAUACUCCAGAAAUUCUACCCAAAUUACUUUUGUCUGUCAAGUGGAAUUCUAGAGAUGAAGUGGCCCAGAUGUACUGCUUGGUGAAGGACUGGCCCUCAAUCAAGCCAGAGCAGGCCAUGGAGCUGCUGGACUGCAAUUACCCAGACCCCAUGGUGCGAGCGUUUGCAGUUCGCUGUCUGGAGAAGUCCCUGACUGAUGACAAACUGUCUCAGUACCUAAUCCAGCUGGUACAGGUUCUGAAAUAUGAGCAGUAUUUAGAUAAUCAGCUUGUGAGAUUUUUGCUCAAGAAGGCACUGACCAAUCAAAGGAUAGGACACUUCUUCUUUUGGCAUUUAAAGUCUGAAAUGCACAACAAGACUGUCAGUCAGAGGUUUGGGUUACUUCUGGAGUCCUACUGUCGAGCGUGUGGAAUGUACCUGAAGCACCUGAGCAGGCAGGUGGAGGCCAUGGAGAAGUUGAUUAACCUCACAGAUAUUCUCAAGCAGGAAAAAAAGGAUGAGACCCAGAAGGUACAGAUGAAGUUUCUUGUUGAACAAAUGAGACGGCCAGAUUUCAUGGAUGCCUUGCAAGGUUUUAUCUCUCCUCUUAAUCCUGCCCAUCAACUGGGAAACCUCCGGCUUGAGGAGUGCAGGAUAAUGUCAUCUGCAAAAAGGCCGCUGUGGUUGAACUGGGAAAACCCAGAUAUUAUGUCUGAACUGUUAUUUCAGAACAAUGAGAUAAUAUUUAAAAAUGGAGAUGACUUGCGUCAGGACAUGCUGACACUUCAGAUAAUUCGAAUUAUGGAAAACAUCUGGCAAAAUCAGGGUCUUGAUCUUCGGAUGUUGCCCUAUGGUUGUUUGUCAAUUGGUGACUGUGUGGGACUCAUCGAGGUGGUCAGGAGCUCUCACACCAUCAUGCAGAUCCAGUGUAAAGGAGGCUUAAAAGGAGCACUGCAGUUCAACAGCCAUACAUUGCACCAGUGGCUCAAGGACAAGAACAAAGGAGACAUGUAUGAUGCAGCUAUUGACCUGUUUACACGUUCUUGUGCUGGCUACUGUGUUGCCACCUUUAUCCUGGGCAUUGGUGAUCGCCACAACAGUAACAUCAUGGUCAAAGAUGAUGGACAGCUGUUUCACAUUGACUUCGGGCACUUCCUCGAUCACAAGAAGAAGAAAUUUGGUUACAAAAGAGAGCGUGUGCCAUUUGUCUUAACACAAGACUUCUUAAUAGUGAUUAGUAAAGGAGCCCAAGAAUGUACCAAAACGAGGGAGUUUGAAAGGUUUCAGGAGAUGUGCUAUAAGGCUUACCUGGCAAUUCGGCAGCAUGCCAAUCUCUUCAUCAAUCUUUUCUCCAUGAUGCUUGGCUCAGGAAUGCCAGAACUGCAGUCCUUUGAUGAUAUUGCAUACAUUAGAAAGACCCUUGCAUUGGACAAAACUGAGCAGGAGGCUCUUGAGUACUUCAUGAAGCAGAUGAAUGAUGCUCACCAUGGUGGCUGGACAACAAAAAUGGACUGGAUUUUCCACACAAUAAAGCAACAUGCUUUGAACUGAACUGACAGCAAAGAAAACAAGAACUGAUACCCAGCUUUGUGGGUACUGCACUGUUAAUACCCGAUAGCAGCAAAGACUGGUUGCAUAGGAAUUGCACAAACCAUGAACAACAUUAGAAUUUAUGGCGAGAAAAGAGAUGAAUUGUUCAGACAACUGUUGGAAAAUAAUGUAAAACAGGGUUUCAGAUAGCACUAAAAUUAUAAACUUCAAAAAUUAAGCUUUAGUACGAUGUGUGCAGGGACCUUGACAAAUUAUAGAGAUGGGCAAUCACCAAGUGCAUGAAGUUUAACAAGGGCAAGUGCCAGAUUCUGCACCUGCAAUGGGGCAAGCCUGGUUGUGUGUAUGGACUGGGGAAUGAGGCUGGACAGCAGCUGUGGAAAGGGACCUGGGGGUCCUGGUCGAUGGCAAGUUGAACAUGAGCCAGCAGUGCCCUGCAGCCAGGAGGGCCACCUGUCCUGGGGCAUCAGGCACAGCUUGGCCACCUGGGUAAGGGAGGGCAUUGGCCCACUCUGCUCUGCACUGGGGCGGCCUCACCUUGAAUAUUGUGGGCGGUUUUGGCUGCCACAGUCUAAAUAAAAUUAAGCUAUUAGAGAGUGUCCAAAGGAGGGCCACAAGGAUGGUGAGGGGUCUGGAGGGGAAUGGGCUUUAUGGGGAGCAGCUGAGGUCACUUGAUCUGUUCAGCCUGGAGAAGAGGAGACUGAGAUCAGACUUCAUCGAGGUCUGCACCUUCCUCACGAGGGGAAGUGGAGGGGCAGGUAUCAUUCUCUUCUCUCUGGUGACCAGUGACAGGACUUGAGGAAAUGGCGUGGAGUUGAGUCAGGGGAGGUUUAGGUUGGAUAUUACAAAAAGGUUUUUCACCCAGAGGGUGGUUGGGCACUGAACAGGCUGCCCAGGGAAGUGGUCAC